Xiphias gladius (swordfish) is the source of this 5191-nucleotide messenger RNA. RefSeq names its product PR domain containing 12b (gene prdm12b). Gene Ontology annotation, cellular component: nucleus. Gene Ontology annotation, molecular function: histone methyltransferase binding. The record is from RefSeq and is a predicted model, not a curated record. NCBI's taxonomy places the organism in Eukaryota, Metazoa, Chordata, Actinopteri, Istiophoriformes, Xiphiidae. Gene Ontology annotation, biological process: neurogenesis. The coding region runs from base 1 to 1215 and encodes 404 amino acids. The transcript has 6 exons.
AUGGGCUCCGUGCUGCCCGGCUCCUCGCUGGCCCUGAAGCCGGGCUUCAAGCCGCAGCAGCCGCUCUCCCUGGCCGACAUCAUCACCUCGGACAUCCUGCACAGCUUCCUGUACGGCCGCUGGAGGCACGUGCUGGGCGAGCAGCAGCACCACCCGCACCCGCACCAGCAUCACCUGCAGCCCGAGGACCGCACCGCCCCGAGCGCGAGCCCCAAGACCGCGUUCACCGCCGAGGUGCUCGCGCAGUCCUUCUCCGGAGAGGUGCAGAAGUUGUCCAGUCUGGUGUUACCCAGUGAGGUGAUCAUCGCCCAGAGCUCGGUCCCAGGAGAAGGUCUGGGCAUUUUCUCUAAGACCUGGAUCAAAGCAGGAACGGAGAUGGGACCGUUCACUGGACGCCUCAUCUCACCUGAGCACAUCGACCUGUACAAGAACAACAACCUCAUGUGGGAGGUGUUUAACGAGGAUGGGACAGUGAGGUAUUUCAUCGAUGCGAGUCAGGAGGACCAGAGGAGCUGGAUGACAUAUAUUAAAUGUGCGAGGAACGAGCAGGAGCAGAACCUGGAGGUGGUUCAGAUUGGCAGCAGCAUCUUCUACAAGGCUGUGGAGACGAUCCCUCCGGACCAGGAGCUGCUGGUCUGGUACGGAAACUCCCACAACACCUUCCUGGGAAUCCCUGGAAUUCCCGGAGGAGAUGAUGAACAGAGCAAGAAGAGCAAGAACGAUGAGUUCCACACCUGCGAAGGCUCGUCUUCCUCCUCCUCCUCCUCCUCCUCUUCCUCCUCCUCCUCCUCCAGCCUGGGACGCAUGCGCUGCGUCAUCUGCCAUCGCGGCUUCAACUCCCGCAGCAACCUGCGCUCCCACAUGCGCAUCCACACCCUGGACAAGCCCUUCGUCUGCCGCUUCUGCAACCGCCGCUUCAGCCAGUCGUCCACGCUGAGGAACCACGUGCGGCUGCACACCGGCGAGCGCCCGUACAAGUGCCACGUCUGCCAGUCGGCGUACUCGCAGCUGGCUGGCCUGCGGGCGCACCAGAAGAGCGCCAGGCACCGGCCCAGCGGAGACCCCGGGGCGCAGGGGGGAGGCGUGGUGGUGGUGGGCGGAGGAGGGACAGGAGGAGUGCGUUCAGCUCACUCGCCUAAUCCUCACCCACCGCAGCUGACCGCCGUGCCUCACCCGGCGUCACUGGUUCACCAUAUACCGACCAUGGUGCUGUGACGGGGGAGCAGAGGGGCAGACAGACGGACCGACAACCCAACUACUGACAGCCUGACACAGCGACACGUCUUUUAACUUAGAAAUAAGAUGGAGUAUUGGGACAAACUGAGAAAGGGGCCUGCUCCCAGGCAGGUGUCCCUCCAUCAGGGAGGAACAUGGUGAACUAUCCGGCGGUUACCCAGGUAGCCAGCCGAUCUAGCAAAUUCGGCACUCUACUGGUAACCUGCGUCCAGACCUCUGACGUGCCGCGCGCAUUUCAGAUUUUUUCCCAAUGUCCAGACAAGGUGACCUCUCUGGUUGCUGUUUCCCCGAUUGGAAAAAAUGCCCCAAAAUUUGCAAGCGGCAUGAAGGAGAUAGACUCUAAAAUCAACCACCCUGAGUCAGACCAGUGUACCUAGGGGGAUUUUGGUACAUCCGUAAUCAUCCUGCGUCUAGAACCAGGCUUUACAGAUGGCGAUGUUACGCCAGACACACACUAAACAGUAUCACAGCAAAAUGUAUCGAUGCUUCGCUUCGACAGGCUAAAAUCACCGCAGACGAGGCUUCGAUACAUCACGCUCGCGUCAGCAACCUUUUCUGAUGAUCUGGAUUAUGGGACCUGAUCCUCAAUCUGCCAAAUGAUUUAAAGUCCAACUGAAAUGAAGUGUCAGUAUUUUUGCUUCUUUUCUUCUGUCCAAACCAAAAGGCAGAGAUUGAGAUUUUAUAUUUUUUUGGUUUUAUGAUGGCGCCCCCUAGUUUUGCCUUAACUUGACCGUAUAUCGUUAGGUAGCCGUCCACUCAGGUGGAGACCGUAUUUGGAUACAGCCAAUUGAAUGUUGCAUAAAGCAGUAAGGUCAGUGUAGUAUGACAGACAGAACAGCCAGCAACCACGUUAGCCUCCCUGGUGAAGUCUGGACACGAGCACAGGCCUCGUCCUGCAGCUCAGCGUGUUGAAGGAGCCCGGUCACCAGUGACAAUUCAGCUGCAGCGCAUUGAACAGCACGUAGACAAAAAGGGACAUUUCUGAUAUGUGACCCCUUUUCUUCCGUAGCUAUUAACAACACAUUUAAAACACACUGACAUUAUUUUAGACUGAAAAAAGGGACUAAAGCUGAUUUCAGUUGGACUUUAAAGCGGUCAGUUAAUUUUUUGGAACGAAACGUUAAGGAUGACUUCACACAUUUUAAAUGGCCUCUUCAUCAUGACGUCCCGCCUGCAGUCUUUAAAUAAUGUAGGACUCAAUUUUGUCCAGCAGAUCUUCCCAGACACUGGAAUCAGUUUCAGAGUGGUUGAAUUAAGUUUCGUUUCCCCCUCACUGCCACACUCAGGCCUCUGUUGGACUUAGAUUUGGGCUACCUGGGUAAUCAUUUACGAAGGAGACUUCCAGCAGCUACAUGGCUGACGACAAGUGACAUUAUCUAAACAUGAAAUCAAUCAGAUGGAAAAUAAACUGACCACUUCCAAGACUGUGGACCUCCAGCAUGGGGGGGGGUUACAUCAUAAGCACACACACACAUCCAUCAGGCUGCAGACAGACACACUCACAUAAACACAGUCACACCUACACGCUGGUUCAAGUCCGUUCUUUCUUAAAAUGUUUCAGUGUCUCUUCAUCAGGACGCGGAGACCCUGCUACAAACCCCGGUAAUGGUUCAUACAACGGUUGCAUGACGAGACAGUGUCAGCCCGUGACCCCGGCUGUUCAUGUCAGUAUAACUCACGUAUCUAUGAGGUGAUGAUGUCGUGCUUUGGUUUGCAUGCUAAUGGUUCUCUGUUACAGGUUGUAAUGUGUGUGUUGAAAACUAGGAGGCGCCACAGUCUGAGCAUUGAGGCUCCUUCAGAGGAAUCCACCGAGUUUCUGGUCGAUCUGCCUACUCGCAUGCUAACAGGUGGUAGCCACCCCGUGCUAAAGCACGUUUCCAUAUCUGCAGAGGGUCGCGAGCUUCGGCGGGUGUCCACGUUUAACCCAGACCGUGCUCUCAGAUCCCCAACGCAGAAUUCAUGAACAGAACUGCAUUUGUCUGCUGGCCACAGCCAAGCCUGCUCAGACCGCAGCACACACUCCGUGGACUGACAGGCUGUUCAAAUUAGAGGGUUCAUUUCAAUGGAUCAGACGCUUGUGGCGGCAAAGUAAAUCUGCAUCAAUGUGGUAAUCCUGGGAAAAACAGCCACGAUUUCAAUCUGGCAGUGUUGACCCAUUAUCCCGAGCUGGUUAGCCCCGGUGCUAACCUUGUAGUCACAGCAGACACAGAAUACACCAGAUCAUUUGCUUGUGUUGCGUAUCUGUAGCUCGUUUUACAGCAGCUUUACACCGAGUGGACUGUGUCGGUGUUAAUAUUUGUCGGAGGCUGAUGCGAACCGUUUUUCCAGAUUUGAGGUUAAAUGAUACGACGUGACCGCAUCAUUAACUCGUGGUGAGGGGAGUAAAAGCUUUUUAAUGGCUACUGUUUUUUAGUGGAAUCGCCUCGGUCAGUGUUUAACUGUGGGGGCAAAGUAAAUCCGUGUAAAUCUAGUUUGAGUUCAACAUCGGUGUCAUGUUAGCAAGCCAGCUAGCACGGAGGGCUAGUAAAACUGACCGCCAUCUCUCUCUCUGCGUAGCCACCACGUCACCGAGGGUCCAGCAUCACCUGUGUCACGAGGACACACAGGUAAACUUCGCUGUGUCACUUUCUCGUGUGACCAGGGCUUAAAUCUCAGCGAGUGCUAACGCGUUAGCAUACGGCCCGUUUAGUAAUGCUCACAUUUCACUUUCCGUGUCAAAAUUCCCGUCACACAUUGGCCCAUACAGACACCCGGUGCUGCAAAAAGGUCGGAGUGCGACACGUUGAGCACCUUAGCAAACGCCUCGUCCAGGUAUUUUCUCUUUUGGUCAGAAACAUGGAAGCGUCGAGUGACAGUCCGCUUGGACACUUAACACCAGCUAUGUGGAGUAAUGCUGCAUUCACCUCACGGGGGAGUGAAGGGCACGCUCACGUUGUCCUGAGGCGUAAAAAUACAGUGUUCGUUCAAUAUAGAACUAUAUUAACGGAUUUCAGGAUUUAGUUGCCUUUAACAACGGAUUACUCUUCGGCGCAUACUCCGACGUAUCAGCGCUUUCAGAAAAAAAAAAAAAUCAACUUUCACAGGCGUAAUUGCGACUGGGAUGUGGACGUGAACGAUAUUCCGCUAGCUUGAAUUAGUCUGUUUGCUUGACUGACGAAGCUUUCACUUCAGCACACGCCAUGUUCAGUGAUAGCGAAUCGCCAUAGUAUGAGGCACCAAAUAUCCAAAACACGUUUGUUUUAUCUUGUGCGCACAUAACAGAAAAUGAAACUCGUCUUUCGGGACUGCGGGUUCCUUGUAGUCUUGUUUAACGUUAGCUGCAUGCUAGCACGUUAGCAGGAGGGAAUGGCUUUCUCCACGUCAUCUUUACUGACCAAUCAGUAAAUCCACUGGAAACCGACCCGAUUCCUUUGAAGAAGCUCGUCAGUUAUCAAAAAUGGCCGAGCCUGAAAUUUAAAGUAUUUUAAUAUUAUCUUCAUUAUGAACAUUAUUACUGGUUUAUGUCCGUGGUUCUUAAGCCGUUGAGGCCCAAAUUGUGUCUCGGGCCAUGUCAGCUGACACCUGUUACAAAAUAUAAGAAUCUGAUUUUCUAGUCUUUGUUAAUGUCUCUACAUGGUUUUUCCCCCCGGGGCCUGAUUUCUGUAUAAAUAUGUUGUUAAAUAAUCUAACUACUGAGAAUAGGAAUGAAGAACUGAUGAGUCCCUUUAGCUGACGGCGGAUUGUCGUCCUUUUCUCUUCAUGUGAUGUAAAUAAACUCCAAACUGUCAAAGAAAAGAAUGUGAAUAUAAACAUGAGAUGUGCUUUAUGCCCAGAAUUUAAUUCAACCGUCACUUUAUCUUCUGUAUAUGUAUAUGUACAAGGUCAUAUAUGACACAUGUAUCAGUAUAUGAAGUAUGAUAUGUUGACUUCUAUAAAGGACAUUGUAUUUGAGCCUAUAUACUCCUAAUAAAGUAUU